AUGGGCGAGGCACGACGACGAGCAAGCUGCUCGGCGGAGACGACGACGGCGGCGGGAAAUAAGGGAACGACACACUGGCAGAGAGGAAUACGACGCCUUGGACCGGCUGAACCACGCAGCCCCCGAGGAAGUAGCCGGGCGCCAGCGCUGGCACAGCCGCUUCUCUCCAAGGGCGGCUCCACCGCCUUCGAGGCCCGGGCGAACGCACCUCCGCCCGGCCCUGAAGUCGCGGCGCGCCUCAGGACGGGCAUCCCCCUACCGUUCUGGGCGCCAAGGGGUCCGAUUCGCUGCAGAGUCACCUGGGCGGAGCCGGCGUUCGUCCAUCGCGAGUCGUCCCAGGAGAUUCGGCAGGAGCCGAAAUCGGCACAGUUUCCGGCGGUCCGAAGCUUGGGAGGAGCGCGAAGACUCUAG
Molecule: messenger RNA, 411 nt
Organism: Besnoitia besnoiti
Lineage: Eukaryota; Apicomplexa; Conoidasida; Eucoccidiorida; Sarcocystidae
Exons: 1
Coding region: 1-411 (136 amino acids)
Source: RefSeq, a predicted model, not a curated record